UGUUUUUUCCCCUAGAUUACUUCAUCUCCUUCAAUGGAGUAUUUGUAGGGAGAACUGGCCGACCGACCUAGCUGUUGCAGAUUGAGAUCAUCUUUAGAUUUUCUCUUUCUCUCCUCUCGUAAUCCGCUGCCUCUCCUCAGCGGACUUUGCUGCUUCAAUUGAUCCUAUUCUUGAGGAAUUCGUAAAUGGCGUCAGAUCCGAAAGUUCUCACAUUUGAGGAAGUCGGAAAGCACAACAAGACUAAGGAUUGUUGGCUUAUUAUCAGUGGAAAGGUUUAUGAUGUGACCCCAUUCAUGGAUGAUCAUCCUGGAGGUGAUGAAGUGUUGCUGUCUGCAACUGGGAAAGAUGCAACAAAUGAUUUCGAAGAUGUGGGACACAGUGACACUGCUAGGGAGAUGAUGGACAAAUAUUACAUCGGGGAGAUAGACAUGGCAACGGUCCCUCUCAAACGCGCGUAUGUUCCUCCACAACAAGCUCAGUACAAUCAAGACAAGACCCCCGAGUUUAUUAUCAAGAUUCUGCAGUUCUUGGUGCCUCUCAUGAUAUUGGGAUUGGCAUUCGCAGUUAGGCACUACACCAAAGAGAAAUGAAAUGAGGGCCUCUAGGUAUCGAUCUGCCAAGAUUCAUUGUGCUUGUUAUUCUAAGCUACUACAAUAUUGAAAGAGAUGAUGAACAAAUUUGUCCCUUUUACGCAACUAGUCACGACACUCUCGGAAAUUCUAGCUUGAGGAUUGUCUCUGUCAAUGCUUGGUGUGCUUCACUUGACCACUACUUUUUAUGGAUUUUAUGGUGCUUUGAUCUA
Messenger RNA from Andrographis paniculata, 802 nucleotides. RefSeq names its product cytochrome b5. Gene Ontology annotation, molecular function: heme binding. Gene Ontology annotation, cellular component: intracellular membrane-bounded organelle; membrane. Bases 186 to 590 code for a protein of 134 amino acids. The transcript has 4 exons. Lineage: Eukaryota; Viridiplantae; Streptophyta; Magnoliopsida; Lamiales; Acanthaceae. The record is from RefSeq and is a predicted model, not a curated record.